CCUGAGUCUAAUCCCAUAGCUUCUUAUUCAAAUGUCAUAUGAUAAGCAAGUAAUGUCUCUGCCGACACUAAUGGAACACGAGUAACUCAAAGGCACCCUGUAUGGUACCUUACAUUGGUCUACGCACUCACUUAGCUCUUUAGUGAGAAUAUUAUUACAGUCGUGCUAAAAAUCCAUGAACCCCCCUACCUCCAUCAAAACAAAUAAGUCCGUAUUUGCUGCAUAUAGCAAUUUUAUUUUUCAGAAGUAAGAUAUAACAGUUAGAAUUACAGUAAAAUGGAAGUAUCCAGCAGAUGCACGUGGUAUCGAUUAACUGGAAUAUGUUUGACAUCAUAAACGAUGGAAUUAGCUUGAUGCAAUUACCGAACAUGAUGUUGUACACUUUCAAAAAGAAAUAACUAGCGAAUUCUUUAGGUUAAAAAUACACAUUGAUAUGAGUGUUUUCAUCAAUUCUAGAUUAGCAUAUCGAAAUUAAACAGAAACACACAAAUAUAUCAGGUUAAUUAAUGCGUCGAAGAGCGUCUUGAUAUGAUGUUAUUUUCACUAUUUCCUGGAAAAUCAUUUACUUUUCAGUGGUGAAUUAUGACUAGUUAUCUGUUCUGUGCAUUUUACAGUUAUCAUGUAGAUUAGACUGAAACACGACUAACCUGUAUGUAACUGGAUGUGGAUAUAUGUCCAUACUAAUUAUAUGCUCAUGGUAUGUUUCUUCAAAAUAUUGCAUAUUUACGUUAGUGUUGUAAACUCGGUGAAAAAAUACCGACCUUUGAAUUUGAUUUAUCAAUAUCAGAAUGUGUUACUCACCGUCAUCAUUCAAAAUUUCUCUACAUUUUGCUUGAUCUCAGCUCUAUUCGCUUUUGAGUUUAUCAUCACUCUCUCAAUAAGAUACUUGAGUACAUACAGUUAACCCAUGAUAUAUCGAUUUCCGCGUGUCAGGCUUCGAGUUUUAUUAUGCUGACCAGAUACUUGUACUACGUGCAUGUCGGUAUUUGUUAUAUUCAGUUCUUUUAUAAGCACAACUUCUUUUGUGACUUUCAGUGUAAAUGUUCGUUCCAUAGUUUAAACUAUCUAAAUUCUUAUCCCAUUAAUUAGAUUCGAUUUGGCUGCACGAGUUCGUGCUUUGGUCAAAACAGAUUUAGAUAUCCAAAUCAGUAUGGAUGCUGUUAAGUAUCAUUUGAGUCAUUUUAUGGAUUCGCGUAAAACACUGUGUGAUCGAUUGCGCACGAUCGAAGCCAGAAUGGAAAGUUGCCGACAAGAUGGUAAACCUUAUGAUAUGUAUAUUGAAGAAGUGAACAGUCUAACUGAAUCGAUUCAAUGUCAAACACAAGUGAUUAGCGAUUUGCAACAAAAACUUAUGGAUGCCGGUGAAAGAUCGUCGACAGGUGCCUCCGGUCCACCUGAUUCGACUGGUCAAAUACUCUCAUCUCGUUUAUCCCAACUACACAGCAUCCAAGAGGCACGAAUAGCUUUGAAAUAUCUAUUCAGACAAGUAGGUUGUACUUUUUAUUCUUUUCUAACCAGACUGACCAAUUGAUGAAUCUUUCCAAAUUGUCAAGCUACAUUUGAAUAUAAGUAGUCACUGGGUAGACAUAUAACAACAUACGUCCGUGCUAUAUGGUUUAUU
Molecule: messenger RNA, 1621 nt
Organism: Schistosoma haematobium
Lineage: Eukaryota; Metazoa; Platyhelminthes; Trematoda; Strigeidida; Schistosomatidae
Exons: 1
Coding region: 1151-1531 (126 amino acids)
Source: RefSeq, a predicted model, not a curated record